Hibiscus syriacus is the source of this 1249-nucleotide messenger RNA. Its product is annotated as guanine nucleotide-binding protein subunit gamma 3-like. The transcript has 7 exons. The coding region runs from base 380 to 1249 and encodes 289 amino acids. The record is from RefSeq and is a predicted model, not a curated record. Lineage: Eukaryota; Viridiplantae; Streptophyta; Magnoliopsida; Malvales; Malvaceae.
UGAAAGUCCCCUCCUGUUCCUUUUAACUUUGAACACAAAGUGCAGCAGCAAUGGGGGCUUUUUGCAAUUUGCUUGCAUUCAUUUCUCUGUACCACUCUUUUUUUUUUUGCUGUUUCCAGUUUCUGGUUAAUCUUUUAAACUCUGGGUCGUAAUUAUCCUUGUCAGACACGCUUAAUUACUGCCUCUGCCACUGUCAUCCCCCCAAAAAAGGGCCUCUUUUUUUUUCUACUCCUUAUUUACUUGCAGCUUCCUUCUAGUGUCUCUUUUAUUAUCUGGUUUUCUGGGUUUCCCUUUGUUUACUUACUAUUUCCGGGUCACUACACUAAAGCCAUCAGUUUUUCGUUUUGUCCGGCGGUGACCGGAGAUUCAGAGGAUAGUAAUGGCUGUCAGGUCCCGUGACUCUUCUUCGUCUGUCCGGUCUCUGCCUCCGCCGUGUCCAAAAUCACCACCGGAGUAUCCGGAUUUGUAUGGGAAACGAAGGGAAACGGCUAAGAUUCAGAUGCUUGAGAGAGAGAUAAGUUUCCUUGAGGAAGAGUUAAAAUCCGUCGACAGUCUCCAACCGGCUUCGAGAUAUUGCAAAGAGGUUACGGAUUUUGUGAUGGCGAGAUCCGAUCCACUGAUACCUACGAACCGGAAGAAUCGGAAGUCACGUCAGUUUUGGAAGUGGCUUUGUGGAAUUCCCUGCUUUAACUUGUCAUGGAUCUGCUGUUGCUGCUAUUCCGGGUGCUCUUGUGAUCUGAAAUGCACCCGGUGUUGUGACUGUGGUUUAUGUAACUGCAGCUCAUGCAUUUGCAACUUAUGUAAAUGCAGGCCCUGCAAAUGCUGCUCGUCAGAUCACAGUUCUUGCAAAUGCGGCUCGUCUGACCCGAGUUCAUGCAAGUGCCGCCCAUGUGACUGCAGUUCAUGUAAAUGCAGCUCAUGUGACUGCACUCCUGCGACUGCAGUUCUUGUAAAUGCAGCAGCUCGUGCUACUGCAGUUCAUGUAAGUGCAGCUCGUGUGACUGUGGCUCAUGUUCAAGCUGCUGCACAAUCCCAAAAUGCUGCUGCACAGUCCCAAAAUGGCGAUGCAAGUGCAGUUCAUGCGACUGCUGUUCAUGUUCAAGCUGCUGCACAAUCCCGAAAUGCCAAUGUUUCCCGUGUCCUAAAUCCUGUUGCGGCAGCCGAAACUGUUGCAUUUUUCAAUUCCCUUCAUGCACGGAUUGCUUUUGCUGCAAAUGGAAAUGUUCUACCCCUAAAUGUCCGAAGGUAA